CCGCGACAGACCCCGGCCGUAAAUCCGGUCACGUGGGGAGACCUGGAGUCAUGUGACAGCGGCGGCGAAGUGGAGGGUAGAGAGAGAGCCGGCUCCAGGGAGUGUCCUGCAGAUGCUGAGUCUGAACAAAGCGAAGAGGAAGUCCGUAUUUUUCACUUCUCUGUGCGUGAUUCAAAGAUUUCGGAUCUGAUGUCAUUUGCCUAGCAGAAUGGCUGACUAAGUGCUGAGGCCGUGGUUCUCUUUUUCCAGUCCGCUGUCUGUGCAGCGAUGGCGUUCUAUGAAGCCACGGUCAACAGUGACCAGCAGGAUUGGAGCUGGAGCCCAGAGGCUGAGGAGAAGACCAGUCUCCUGCGGAACCCGGCGAGCCGCGGUGGGAAACGGGAAGGAGGCACGCCGGCCCACGGGGCUGUGUUCAUCGUGGUGAAUGCUGCCCUUGGUGCCGGGCUGCUCAACUUUCCCUACGCCUUCUUUGUGGCUGGGGGAGUGGUGACUGGCAUUGUCCUGCAGCUGUGCUUAGUGUUGUUUAUCAUCGCUGGCUUGGUAAUCCUGGCCUACUGCUCACAGGUCAGCAGCAAGACCACUUAUCAGGAGGUGGUGAGGGCAGCCUGUGGGCAAGUGAUAGGCACCGUCUGUGACAUCCUUAUCGCUAUUUACACCUUUGGCACCUGCAUCGCUUUCUUAAUCAUCAUUGGAGAUCAGCUGGAUAAGAUAAUUGGGGCAUUGAUGCACACGCCUGAGGGAGAUGCUUCAGUCAGUGGCCACUGGUACAGUAACCGCAAGUUCACCAUUUCAGUCAUUUCUCUCCUGGUCAUCCUACCCCUUUCCAUCCCCAAAGAGAUCGGCUUCCAGAAAUAUGCCAGUACCCUGAGUGUGCUGGGGACUUGGUACGUGACCAUCAUAGUCAUCGUUAAAUACAUCCUGCCAGAUCAAGAUAUCCACACUUGGGAUAUCCCUACCAGCCCUUCCUCCUGGAUGGCCGUGUUUAAUGCUAUUCCAACCAUCUGCUUCGGAUUCCAGUGCCAUGUGAGCAGUGUGCCAGUGUUCAGCAGUAUGGAGAGGCCGGGACUACAGCGUUGGAGCUGGGUGGUGACAGCGGCUGUAGUGAUCUGUCUGUUUGUGUACACAGGCACAGGGGUCUGCGGUUUCCUGACAUUUGGCUCCAGUGUAAAUGUCGACGUGCUGCUAUCCUAUCCGUCGACUGAUAUCUCUGUCACCAUUGCCCGUGCCGCCAUCACCCUCUGUGUGGUCACAUCCUACCCCAUCCUUCACUUCUGCGGCAGGUCUGUGAUUGAAGGACUUUGGGUUCGUUACGUGGGGGAGGAUGUGGACCUGUCCCGGGAGAGACGCCGCCGGUUGCUGCAGACCCUUGUCUGGUUCUUCCUCACUCUGGUCCUGGCACUUUUCAUCCCAGACAUUGGGAAAGUGAUCUCUGUGAUUGGGGGCUUGGCAGCCUGCUUCAUCCUCGUCUUCCCAGGACUGUGCCUGAUUGAAGCAAAGCUAGCAGAGAUCCAGCAUGUCGAUUCCAGCAGGUGGUGGGCCUCAGUGCUGUGUGGGAUCGUCAUGGUGUGUGCAGGAGCUUUCAUCUUUGGCCAGAGUACGGUGAACUCUAUCUUCCAGGACCUCCGUAACUGAGCACCAGACCCUGCAGCCCCCUCUUUAUCCUCCUUUUGCAACGUUUUCCACAGUGGACUGGUGACCAGUUGAUGUAAUCGAAGGGCAUUGAAACGAAGCCCCAGCGCAAUGUUUACACAGAUGCUACUGGGACCUGUCAGCCGAGACUCAACUACAAUUGCCCAUGUUGUCAGAGGAUCAGACUCUGCAACAAAUUGGUGCUCUGUUAUUCCCUGUUCGGAAUGUUGCAAUCCCGGUGAUUCUGACACUUUCUUGAGCAUUGGUGUGUCACAGGAUUUUUUUUCUAACCCUUGAGGUCUUCUGCUACCUGUUUACCUGCCUCCUUUGAAAGCUGCUGCCUGUGUAGAGGAGGCAAUGAGGUGAAUCAGACUGCACUGUCUCAGCUGUGAUCACAGGAGUGUUUGUAGCAUCUUUUGGAAAUGAGUCCCCAGGGCCUAGUUCAGUGUAGCAGCUCAGAUUCCAUCUUUAGAACCUGCUCCAUUUCUCGACCAGAGGUUUGUGUGACUUUGAUCCAGUGCAGAAAGUAGCUGAUGACCAUUCCCUUUCCAGAAAGUUUGUUUGUUUUUGUCCAGAGCCCUCCCAUUUGUCAGGAGAUCUUUCUGUCCCACCAGGUGAGACCCCCUGCAAGAUUUAGACUUCUAGAUCAGCACCAAGUGGAAAUGAGUGAGUUUCUGAUCAUUUCAUUUCUGCUCGUGGUUGAACAGAGACUUUUAUCCAUGUCCAAGUCAAGCCAUGCAUUCCAAUAUGUGUGUUAUGCUUGUAUAAAGUGAGAUGAUUGUUCAAAAUGUUUGCAAACGACUGCUCCUUAUGGUGAGAUUUUUAACAUGUCAGUUCCUGAUUAAAUGGUCAUUUUGGCAGUAUAAGAAUACGGUGCUUGAGAACACCAGAGCAGACUCGAGGGGCUGAAUGACCCCUAAUUCAUUUGGUUGUAAAUUCUUUGCCUACAUCUAGGGGAUGGUCUCUCGUGGCCCAGUGCUGUCAAUGUCUCCCAUGAGUGGGAAGUGAGCAUUGCCAGUGAAAUGAUUGAAGGAGGGAGAGAAGAUCUGAUUUGUGGUUCUUGAACAGUGGAGCAGAUUUGGUUUAAUGCCACACAAUCGGGCAGCUUUCCAGCCACACGUUCCAGAUUGUAGACACUGGGUGUGGGUGGACAGCCUGUGUUUUCAGGGAGGCUCUCCUCUAAAAGCCCCAGUCAGCUGGCCAGUGUUUGUGAUCCACCGUGGGACUCUCAAAGAUAAUGACUGAAAAUCGCUGCCGUCUAAUUGUUCUCCACUUUUUAAUAAACUUUUACUAGGUUCAUCUCUA
Rhincodon typus (whale shark) is the source of this 2934-nucleotide messenger RNA. It is a transcript of the gene slc38a7, whose product is annotated as solute carrier family 38 member 7. The record is from RefSeq and is a predicted model, not a curated record. The transcript is spliced from 11 exons. Gene Ontology annotation, biological process: amino acid transmembrane transport. The coding region runs from base 268 to 1632 and encodes 454 amino acids. NCBI's taxonomy places the organism in Eukaryota, Metazoa, Chordata, Chondrichthyes, Orectolobiformes, Rhincodontidae. Gene Ontology annotation, molecular function: L-aspartate transmembrane transporter activity; L-asparagine transmembrane transporter activity; L-glutamate transmembrane transporter activity.